CAGCUGUGGGUGGUGCAUGCUGAGCUUCUACCGAGGUAUUAUAUUACAGCUGCUCUGUUUAACUAGAAGGUUGUUGUUAUACAUAAGUGACGAAAUCAGAACGGUCCCCAAUUUCUCAUGUAGUGGAUUUAAUGUUAUAUGGGAUUUCCCGACACGUUGCUGCAAUUGCCCAAUGUGUCACUACUCGCCCGUUCACGGAAGGAAAAGAGUCCGACCGGAAUCCGAAGAGAUCGAUAGCACCGCAGGUCUUGAAUCUCAGGAACUUAAAGAGAAAGCGGCGCUGAUCGUUGCGGAGGUGAUUAAAACCGCGUCAGAACACUACAGAGGUAUACCGCGUGCAACACCAGAAGUAGUUCCUGCAUUGCCGACAUCUCCUAUCAAACCUCGGACAUACACCAACAAGAAUGUGUCUUAAUAAAAUAUCUGUAUGCUAUUCCUAUAGAA
Messenger RNA from Gigantopelta aegis, 444 nucleotides. RefSeq lists its product as uncharacterized. NCBI's taxonomy places the organism in Eukaryota, Metazoa, Mollusca, Gastropoda, Neomphalida, Peltospiridae. The coding region runs from base 17 to 415 and encodes 132 amino acids. The record is from RefSeq and is a predicted model, not a curated record. The transcript is spliced from 3 exons.